ACAUGCUUUGAUUGCGGCGCCCGAAACCCGUCGUGGGUUAGCAUCACGUAUGGAGUGUUCAUUUGCAUCGACUGUUCCGCUGUCCACCGCGGACUCGGUGUCCACAUAUCGUUCGUGCGGUCGUCAGAGUUGGACACGAAGUGGAAUUGGACUCAAUUGAGAGCAAUGCAAUGCGGCGGCAAUGCCUCGGCUCACCAGUUCUUUGUCGACCACAACUGCACCACAAAAGACUCGCAACAGAAGUACUCGAGUCGAGCGGCGCAGUUAUAUCGAGAUAAGUUGUCCCAAACGGUGGCCAAUAGUCUGAAAAUGUACGGCCAUUGUCUGGAUCUGCCGACACCCGCGGCGGUCAAUCACCCGCCGACACCGCCGGCAACGAAGACUUCGGCAGACUUUUGGUCGGAACACGUAAACGACAAUUCAGUGCCUCAACGAAGUGUCUCCUCUGCCUGUUCUCUAAAUAAACCUCAAAAGACUUCUACCGACGAGACAAUUGGUCCCAAUGUUAAUCUCGUGUCGGCUUCUAAUGAAAGCGGUGCUAAAGAUUAUAAGCCAUCGCUAAUCGGCGCCCGAAAGACGGCCACUAAGAAAGGGUUGGGAGCGAAGAAGGGUUUGGGCGCACAGAAGGUUCAAACGGACUUCACUAAACUGGAAGAGGACGCCAUCAAAGCGGAUCAAAUGAAGGAUAAUAUCUCAAAGAAUGACAGCAAACCCAUGAGCGAAGAGGACGCCAUAGAGCGCAUCGAAUCGAUUCGUUUGGCGUACGAAGACUUGGGUGAACGCCAAAAGCAGACCGAAGAGAAGAUGCGAAUAACUGAUCCAAACAAAGCCAACCAAUUGGAGAGACUGGGAAUGGGUUUCAGUAGUGGCAACCGAUCCAAAAGCACCGGUGUUUCCCAUUCGGCGGUUUCCGAUAUGCAAACUAUAGAACAGAUCCCAAAUCCAAACAACUCUUCGUCCAGAAACAGCUCUUCGCGCAUAAAAGAGAUGGAAAAGGAACUAAUGAUGUUAGAGCUCGGCUUCUCUUCUGGUCCCCCCAAAUACAAGGACACGCCGUUCGGCAAAAGUGAGUACAAGUCAAGGGAUGACUACUUGAAUAACGAUGACUUCUGGAGCGAAUUGGAUAAACCCGUUGAGAAAAAGCCCGACAUUUUGGACACCAUUGAGACCAUCGAUUUUAAGCACUCGAGAAGUCAACAAAGAGCUGAUAGGGAGACGUCGUCCUCCUCGGCGUCCAAACCUCGAGGCAUCGAUACGAGCGAAGGCGAUGCGCAGAAGAAGUUCGGUAACGCAAAGGGCAUAUCUUCGGAUCAGCUUUUUGGUGGCAAAAGAGAUUCAGAUUACGAACAGAGGACAACAUUGAACCGCUUCCAGGGCUCUAAUAGUAUAAGCAGUGAUGACUACUUCGGACGCGAGACACCUCAGGGCUCGAAGGCAUCGAUGUCUAACUUCAAUGGACCCAAUCUAUACGAUAUCAAAGAAGGCGUUCGCGAUGGUGUCACUCAAGUGGCCGGAAAGCUCUCCAACUUAGCCACAAAUGUUAUGUCUUCGCUACAGGAGAAAUACGGCGGUUAUUGAAAGUGAUUAUUGUUUAUAUAUGUUUUAAUGAAUUUUUCUGUUAUUAAAGUAUUGAUUUUACUGUAAAUAUUGGAUACGAAAUGUCAUCCCUUUUUAGAUAAUUGUUUUGUUACUUUUAAAGCCAUUAAUAAUGGAUAUAUGGAAACAAAUCAUUAAAAAUUUUGAUAACUAUUUUAUUCAAUUUCAUAAGUGUUUCCUUUAUUUUCAUAUCUGUUUACAAAAUAUCAAAGAAUAU
Medioppia subpectinata is the source of this 1813-nucleotide messenger RNA. The record is from the annotation of a GenBank genome assembly. Lineage: Eukaryota; Metazoa; Arthropoda; Arachnida; Sarcoptiformes; Oppiidae.